Stylonychia lemnae is the source of this 1791-nucleotide messenger RNA. The record is from the annotation of a GenBank genome assembly. NCBI's taxonomy places the organism in Eukaryota, Ciliophora, Spirotrichea, Sporadotrichida, Oxytrichidae.
AUGUAAUCUUUCUCAAUCAACUAAACAAUGAGCCACAAAAGUGACUUAGUUAAUGAGUUGCGUAGAAAAUAUGGCCAUUAAUAUCAAGUCAUUUCUGAGGCAUACCUUAAAUGCCAAAAUAAGAAAUAGCAUAUAUAAGAGUCAAAUUUACGAUUGGGGAUAUUUGGUCUUAAUAGAGAUGGCAUUAUUUAAUAGUUUAGCGAGACAAAAUUUGAUUGGAAAUCAGAUUUGAAAAUUUAUGCUAUAAAAUAGAAAAUCACAAUCGAGAAUAAUUCUGGAGAAUAAAAGAAGACAGAAUGCUAAAUUAAGAGCUCAUUAAAUAUUCCAAAAUUUUAAUUCAGCAUAUAAUACAGGAGUGAUUCAUGGACGUCUAACAUCUCCUCCACUCAGCAAUAAAGAUCAAAUCAAUUGAAAACUGAGAAUGAUAUUUGGAGUUUCUCAUUCCAUGAAUACUCAGACUAUAAUUUCUGGCUUGAGUAGCUUUAUCCGAUUAAUUUCUCAGACAAUAUCCAGGAUGACUAUGAAAUUAUAAAAGAAAUUGGAAAAGGAAAUUUCGCUCAAGUUUAUCUGGGUAAACCCCUACCUCAUUCCCCAUUCAAGGAUAAUCAUGAAUUUGUAGCUAUUAAAAGAAUUCUGAAGUAAAACUAAGAGUAAUCUCAAAUAAGAUAAGAAAUUGAAGCAAUGUAAGCAAUGAGAAGAGUGCCUGGAUUAGUUCAAAUAUUAUAAGUUUAUGAGACUAAGAAUAGUUAUCACAUAGUCAUGGAAUUAAUUAAAGAUGGCAAUUUAUACACGUAUAUUAAGAGUAAAAAAGUAUUAGAUAGACAUUAGUAGGAAGAACUGAUCUAUUAAUUGCUAGUGGGUAUAAAACAAAUGCACUUGAAAGGUUUUGUUCACAGAGAUAUAAAACCAUUAAAUAUUUUAAUGUCAUAAACAACUACUGGCUUAUAAAUCAAGAUAGCCGAUUUAGGACUGUGUGGGAAAUUAACUGAAGAAAAAAAGCAUUUCGAUUCUGUUUGUGGAACACCGGGAUUUAUGGCUCCAGAAAUAUUCAGGACACUAAGGUAUGACUAGUAGUCAGAUAUAUUUAGUUUGGGAUGCAUUUUCUAUUUCAUUUUAACCUAGAAACUGCUGAUAUCGGGAAGUAGAUUCGAAGAUGUACUUAGAUAUAAUAGAAACUUCAAUAUUGAUAAAUGGAAUAAGGAAAAAUUGUUGUGUAAUAAAGAUGAAGAAUUUGUAAGUAAAUUCAUAUAAGAAGAUCCAAUGCAGAGAAUCUCUAUAGAUGAAGCAUUAAUUGAUGAGUGGUUUUGUGACCUGAAAUUGAGAAAACUUCUUAGAAGUACUCACAAUCGUAGUAGAUCCAUAAUUAUUAAUAAUCACGAUAAUAAGAGAUAAGAAAAAGUUGGAAACCUAUAUAACUAGAAUAAUUUUAAUUUUUCAAGUAUAAAAUCUAAACUCAGAAUGGGUAUAAACAAGAAGAAUCCUUAGUCAAUACUAAGUAAAAAAGUAUAGUUAAACUUCUUGGAAUCUAAUGAGUAACUAAUUAACUUAGUAUAAGAGAAUUGUGAUUUAUAAGCAGAAAUAGCCCCUGUAAAAAUUUGUAAAAAUGAAUUAAUCAAUCCGCAUUUAUCAAAUGACGUUAACGAAUAAAUCUUAGAAUCAACCUAAGAUUUCGACAUAAUCAAUAGUAUCAAUUAACAAAAUUAAUAAAAUAUUCCCUUUAAUUGCUAUUGCCACAUUAAAAUGUCAGAUUUGAACGGCCCAGUGAUAAAAGAGAAACGAAUUUUUAUAUGA